AUGUCCGACGCUUUGCUGCCUCCCUCGCAGGGACCAAUUGCUCAUCGUCUCCAGUCGCUCGUCGUCCUCAUCACCGGCGCUGCUGGCAACAUUGGCUUCGAAAGUGCCCGGCGAUUCCUUCGCGAAGGCGCUCGAGUGGUGCUGGUCGACCUCGAUGCAGAUAGACUCAACAAGGCAGCAGACGCCCUUCGCAAAGAGGACCAGGUCGCGGACGGCGAUAUCCUAACCGUGCAGGCGGACGUUACUGAAGAUGGAGACGUCCAGAGAUUUGUAAACGAGACGAUACAGGCCUUUGGGCGUCUGGAUGUGGCAUUCCUCUGCGCGGGCAUCUCCUACUCUUCCACCAGCAUUCUCGAAACAGACGUUGAUCAGUACGAUAAAGUAAUGCGCGUGAAUUGUCGAUCAGCCUUCCUCGGAGUCAAAUACUGUGGCGCUGCAAUGAAGGACGCAGGCCAUGGAGGCAGCAUCAUUCUGGCCUCGUCCAUCGCCGGCCUUCGUGCGACUCCUGGCCUGUCUGCUUAUUCUACGUCCAAGUUCGCUCUCCGUGGUCUUUGUCUGACUGCAGCAGGCGAGCUGGGCCAGUACAGGAUCCGCGUCAACACGGUCCACCCAUGCGGCGUCAACACGCCCAUGUUCCUCGCCUCGUGGCCCGAGGAGAAGAUGAAGAGCAUGCUGGCCACUGUGCCGCUUGGUCGCUGGGCUGAAGUUACAGAUGUGGCAGCCAUGGUUUCAUUUCUUGCGAGUCCUGAUGCACAGUUCCUGACAGGGGGCGCCUACAAGGUGGACGGGGGCAUCGUAAUGUUUUGA
Aspergillus versicolor CBS 583.65 is the source of this 807-nucleotide messenger RNA. Its product is annotated as SDR family NAD(P)-dependent oxidoreductase. NCBI's taxonomy places the organism in Eukaryota, Fungi, Ascomycota, Eurotiomycetes, Eurotiales, Aspergillaceae. The record is from RefSeq and is a predicted model, not a curated record. The transcript is spliced from 2 exons. Gene Ontology annotation, molecular function: oxidoreductase activity. Bases 1 to 807 code for a protein of 268 amino acids.